CGCCACCAGGUGCAGAAGCGCCUGGAAGAAGCUUUACAAGCCCAUCAGAAGGAGAUGGAGAAGUUCUUGCAGCAAAAGCAUGCAGUGCAGGGAGAUAUCUGCAGCCUGAUGAAAGCAUCUGAGGAGCUGAACGUCAAGAUCCGGGCAGAGUUCACUCGCCUGCAUCAGAUCCUAGAGGAAGAGGAGAGAGCUGUGCUGGCAGAACUAGGCAAAGAGGAGGAGCGGGCACUGGCACGGCUGCAGGGGGAUGUUCACCAGCUGGAGGAAGGAAUGGCAGUGCUGCGGAGAGAUACGGAGCGCCUGGAGCAAACCCUGAGCAACAUGGAAGAGGUGUCAUUGUUGGAGGUGGAGAGCCUGGAUAUCAGGCCCUCAGUGAGUGUCAAGCCCUUGCCUGCCUUUGACCUGCAGCACUACAGGGACAGCCAUGGUGGCCCUUUGCAGUACAUCUUCUGGAGGAAGAUGCUGCGGUCCAUCUGCCCUGUUCCAGCCUCACUCACCUUUGACCCUGAGUCAGCCCACCCCAACCUGGUCUUCUCCAGAGACCUGACAGCGGUGACAGAGCGGGAGAGAGCCCAGUCUGUCCCCAGGAGCUCCCGGCGCUUCCAGCAGUGUGUCAACGUCAUGGCCUCGCGCAUCUUUGUCUGCGGCCAGCAUUACUGGGAGGUGUGGGUGGGCAACAAAACCAAAUGGGACCUGGGGGUGGCUGCUGAGGCUGUGAACCGGGCAGAGAAGGUGAAGCUGUGCCCAGAGAAUGGCUACUGGACGCUUCGCCUGAGGAACAAGACGGAGUACUGGGCCACUGCCACCCCCUGGGUGCGCCUGUUUCCCCAGCAGCCCCCCCGCAAAGUGGGGGUCUUUCUAGACUGCCAGGAGGGCACCGUGGCUUUCUUCGAUGCUAAGGACAUGUCCCAUCUCUUCACCUUCCACGAGGUCUCAGCAGAGAGGUACUGCCCCUUCUUCAGCACCUGCUUCAGCGAUGGCAGGGACAACGUGGAGCCCAUGCGCAUCUGCCACCUGGCUCUGUGAGCGCUGGAGGGAGUGGGAUGCUGUGCCCCUGUGGCAUCCCCAGAAACUCCCCUCAGUGUGGGACCGGCGCCACUUCCCCGCCUCCACUCCCGUGUUUAAAGUAAGCAGUGGACUAGAAAAGCGUUUGCAGUGCCGUUUAAGAGCUUUUUAACCAGGUGCCGUCUGCCGGCAGCAGAGGGAGCUCUGUGCACGGCAUUGGGCCGGCAGCAAUCCGAGAUACCGGCGCAGCUCUCCUCUGCUUGGCCAGCGUUAAAGCUUGUUAGAAAGGCUCCUACGUCUGUACCUGCUCCUGGAUUGGAGGCUGUGGGGUUCAGCUAGACUGGAGUGCAGUACAGCCUGGGGCAUGGCAGCCUUGGACUUCCAGAGGGGGAUGCCCAGCAGAUUGGCUGUGAUUUUAGGCCUGCGAUAUGUGGAAUUGUGUGUAUCCCUCUGAAGGGUCAAAGCAGAGGCUAAGUGCAGCCCAAGGUGCUGGCUGGAGCCUGUGAAUUCCUCUUCAGUGAGGCUCAGCUUUCUUCGUCCAUGCAGAACAGAACCCCAGGUGCUUGCAGCACAUGCUGCUGAAACCUAUCACCUCUCUGAACUGCCUAAAACCACAGGAGAAGUGGCAGCUAUCCCUGAGGUGUGCUGACAGCAGAGCUGGCAGGCGAUGAGUGCAGCGGGGAGGAGGAGGCAGCCAGCUCUGCUGCUGCCCGUGCUUCAUGUGGCUGCACGAGCUGUGAGCAGCUCACUGCGGUAUGUGCCAGAGAUGCCGCCACCUACUCCUUCCUAUUGCCAAAAGCAGAGCUGAUGAGCAGCAAAACCUGCUUGUCCCAACUGCCUGUGCUAGCAGGCUCCUGAGGUAGCACGCACUCCUCCCCGUGCUGUGCUGCAUGCAGGGACAACAGCAUGCUGCUUGCUAGCAGAACUGUGUUUUGAGAUGUAAUGUCCUUGCCUGAUCCUGCCAGGAGGGGAGAGCCUUUGCCCUCCCCAGAACAUGGGUGGUGUGUUCCUACGUGCAGGGAGACUGCUGCUCCAAGCUGCUGUAUGUGCAGCCUCAACCCUGUAUGUAAAUACUGUCUGCCUCUAAACGCUAUCUCAGAAAUGCAUUUUGCUAAUAAACCAUAGCACUGUGGAGCAAAAACA
Meleagris gallopavo (turkey) is the source of this 2148-nucleotide messenger RNA. Its product is annotated as zinc-binding protein A33-like. The record is from RefSeq and is a predicted model, not a curated record. Gene Ontology annotation, molecular function: protein binding. Lineage: Eukaryota; Metazoa; Chordata; Aves; Galliformes; Phasianidae.